Molecule: messenger RNA, 1239 nt
Organism: Clonostachys solani
Lineage: Eukaryota; Fungi; Ascomycota; Sordariomycetes; Hypocreales; Bionectriaceae
Source: the annotation of a GenBank genome assembly
AUGACGGAAAUCGCAGCAGGGAUGAUUGCAGUCGAGCAGCUUGUUGCGACUGGCGUCGAGGCCGCAGCAGCAGCAUCACUCGCUCGCCCAGGGCAGCUCACCAAGGCCUCGCUCAGCCAGAUCGCCAUUGAACCCUCCAACCAAACAUCAGUGCCCAGUCUUGCUCGAUCUCACCAUACUCUUACCGUUAUCAACGAGGCGGCCUUCAUCUUUGGCGGCAAGGGAUCGGGUGGCAAGUUAUGCUCUACAGACGUCCAUGAGGUUCUGCUUCCCAUCAACGAGCCGCCCAAGACUCGUCAUGAGUUGUACCAGCCUGUAGGAAUCAGCCCUGUGGCACCACUCCCGGUCCCAAGAUUCUCACAUGCUGCCUGCGCCCGAGGGAAUGAGCUGGUCAUCCAUGGAGGCAGAAACGAGGAGGGAGCUAUCGCCGACGAUGGCCACAACUUUUGGCUCUGGAACUCAGAGCUGGGCACUUGGUCGAGGACACAAUCAGUCAAUCAGCCACACGAGAGCCCACUCCCUCGAUAUGGCCACAGCAUCUUUUUUGACAAGGACAAGGAUCUUCUUAUCCUCCACGGCGGAGAGGGCGUUGGCUUGGAUGAGGAUGUUGCAGAAACGUGGGUGUAUAGCUUUGCUGAAGCCAAAUGGACGCGUUUUCCCUCCUUGCCGGUCAAAGUCCUCGGCGCAACAUGGCAUGGAGGCACCCUUUACAGUGUCGGGAGCGAAUCACACCGUAUUGUCCACACCCUUCAAAUCGACACAUCGUCCCUGGACCCGAGCCAGGUCGGAUGGACUACGCUGCAGACCGCCACUUCAUCCGUUCCUGGCGGACAGAGUCGAGUAGGUGCCGCUCUCCUGCCUUUCAACACCACAAUGGGCCGAUGCUACCUGCUACAGCUAUUCGGCAUCAACAGAGGAGGUGCGGUAACUGAGCACGGAAGUGCCCACAAAGACAUUCUGUCACUACAGGUUCCUUCUACGGCCCUGAGCGGAUCAGGCAUCAAAGAUACUAUCCGGGACGCGCUUCCUCAGACAGAAUCUGGAUCGCUCAGCUGGGCUGAGAUUGAACCGAGUCCUACAGACCCACCAUCUACACAGAUCGAAGGUAAGGCGUAUCCCGAUGCUAGGAGUUUCUUUGGGGCGGCCGAUUAUGGCGAUGGCAAGAGAGUCAUUCUGUGGGGCGGCGUGGAUGCCUAUGGAGAUCUGGUAGGCGAUGGCUGGAUCGUAAACCUUGAGUAG